Molecule: messenger RNA, 2118 nt
Organism: Ceratosolen solmsi marchali
Lineage: Eukaryota; Metazoa; Arthropoda; Insecta; Hymenoptera; Agaonidae
Product: inactive rhomboid protein 1
Exons: 7
Coding region: 12-1667 (551 amino acids)
Biological process (GO): regulation of protein secretion; regulation of epidermal growth factor receptor signaling pathway
Cellular component (GO): endoplasmic reticulum membrane
Molecular function (GO): serine-type endopeptidase activity
Source: RefSeq, a predicted model, not a curated record
UGCAAGAGCCAAUGCAUAUGAUCCCAACCUUCGCUACGGAUGCCGAAGUCCCUGGCCCAAGGACAAAGGGGCUCUUUGGUGCAAAAAGAAUAUCGUCGAGCACUAUCGAUCGCGUCUUCGACAAUAGCAAUCGCCGACAGUAUGGUAUGGGGAUAGUCGGCCGUUUCUUCGGAUCAUUUCGUAAAAGCGUUGCUCAAAAACCGGAUGUAAGAAAACAACUGGAUGACUUUGAGGAUCAUCGACCGUACUUUACAUACUGGAUUACAACUGUACAAAUACUCAUUCUUAUCAUUUCACUAGCGUGUUAUGGAUUUGGACCUGUUGGGCUUGAUCUCCAUCACAGAUCAAGUUUGGUUCUGGUGACGAGUCUCUCCCUACAGCAAGUCGAGUAUCAGGAGCCGGCGAACUUCUGGCUGGGACCACGAGCCUCCGACCUUAUACAUUUAGGUGCAAAGUUCGCCCCUUGCAUGCGGAGGGACAUAAAGAUCCUGAAGGAGAUCGACAUGUGGCGGGAAAAGGAACGUGACACAGCGUGCUGUAUAAGAAAUGACGACUCUGGCUGUGUGCAGUCAAGUAGAGCCGAUUGCUCAAAUACGAUAUCAACAUGGAAGAAGUGGGGACCGGCAGAUAGCGGACCCGGGGGUCGCAUCAGCGGUUCCGUCUGUGGCCUCGAUCCCAAGUUUUGCGACGCACCCGCGAGCAUCGCACCUUACGAGUGGCCCGAUGACAUCACUAAGUGGCCAAUAUGUCGAAAGAUAAAUCCUUUUAGCCAACGUUUUCGAGGCAAAGAACAAAAUCUCCAUGGCAACGCCAACUUCCCCGUGAGCCGUUACAAGGACAAAAUGGCGGAACACAUGGUGUGCGAAGUAAUCGGCCACCCAUGUUGCAUUGGCAUACACGGUACCUGUCGCAUCACCACUAAGGAGUAUUGCGACUUUGUUCACGGUUACUUCCAUGAGGAAGCCUCGCUCUGCUCGCAGAUCGAAUGUCUCCACGACGUAUGCGGCAUGAUACCAUUCCUUAACCCCGAAUGGCCCGAUCAAUUCUACCGGCUAUUCACCACUACCUUCCUCCACGCUGGGAUUCUUCACAUCAUCAUCACAUUAUUUAUUCAAUACUUUCUGAUGAGGGAUUUGGAGAAGCUGACAGGAUCGGUGCGUAUUGCUCUUAUUUACUUCACUGGAGCCUUGGCAGGAAAUCUCGCCAGCGCUAUUUUCAUCCCAUACCGAGCAGAGGUCGGGCCUGCUGGUGCCCAUUUCGCCUUGCUGGCGACGUUAGUGGUCGAGGUGCUGCACUGCUGGCCAAUGCUAAAGUAUCCACGUCGAGCUCUAAUUAAACUCAUUUUAAUACUGGUCGGGCUGCUGCUGCUCGGUGUCCUACCCUGGGUUGAUAACUACGCCCACCUGUUUGGUUUCAUAUUCGGCUUCCUGGCCGCCUACGCGUUCAUGCCCUUCAUCUCGUUCGGUCACUACGAUCGUCGUCGCAAAAUUUUCAUCAUCUGGAUCUCCCUAAUCCUGAUCGUCGCCCUCUUUGGGCUGCUGCUCGCACUUUUCUACCAUGCCCCUACUUACGAGUGCGAACUCUGCAAGCUAUUUAACUGUGUGCCCUUCACUCGGGACUUUUGCGCCUCGCAAAAUAUUAACUUCAAGAGGGAGGAGCCGGUAUGACACACGGGGCCGCGGCCACCGGUCGAGCGCGCUGUGCAGCCGUUCGGCCCCGGACUUAUCUACGCUCGUCACUACAUGCUCGCCGUCGUAUUUCUCGCCGGGCCCUUGAGCAGCGACGUACCCUCCUGGCUUGUCCAGCUCGCGGCAAUAUCACGACAUUUAUGCUUUUGAUUACUCACAAGCCUUGACUCCACUGAAUAAGGGGAACACGGUCCUUCAGAAAGAAUGCUGUGGAUGAUACAGUUUGAAGAAAAACUUGUUUUUUCAAUGGCUAACAAUUACCAGAUUCGUCGCAAUUUCCUACUUUAGCCCUAUUCCCUUAAGCGCGAUGAGGCAACUGAUAUUUAGUGAUUUAGAAUCGAUAAGUAUUAUACAUUUCGAUCUUCAAACAUUGUGAUUAAGAGACUAGAGUCAUACGAUCUUUAUUAUAUUUUUUUAUAAUUUAUUUGUA